AUGUUCACGCGGGCUUUGUCGAGCUGCCACACUUUCCAACUAUCUUGUCGCGAUGCCAGCCCUGGAGCUAUACGCUUGCAGCAGACCAUCCACUGGGCAUGCUUCAAGUCUGAGCUUCAGGACACUGGCAAUGUUGCGGAUAAGGUGGCAAUGACCUUAGAGUUCGAGCGCCAAGCCCACAGCUGGGCCAGGUCUCUUCCACCGAGUCUCCGGCCGGCGAUAGACGAUUCCAGCGACGUUACUUUCGACUUUGACGAGAACGGCCAGCUAAGAUUUAUCCUCAGUGGCCAUCUGAUAGACUGCUUGGAACUCAUGUACUGGCCUUAUAUCUACGCCGCUGUGCAUGGCCGACUCGGAGACGACAGGGACUCCCACAUGCUGGCUUCACGAGGUCUCGACUUUUGCGUGCGGAGGAUAAAUAUCAACAAGACAGGAUUCUUUCAUCGACAUCAUGGGACGUGGUUGAUGCUGCAGUCAUGCACACGGAGCGCGCUUGUCUUGAUCGCUGCCGCGUAUGGAGGGCUGCAUGACAAGCUUCCACACGACUGGAAAGCUAGUGUCGAGGACGUAGUGAACCUCUUGAAACAUUGGGUUGAUGAGGUACCUGACUUCAGGAGGAUGAUUGAGAUCCUCGCUAGCCAUGAGUAA
Molecule: messenger RNA, 648 nt
Organism: Colletotrichum abscissum
Lineage: Eukaryota; Fungi; Ascomycota; Sordariomycetes; Glomerellales; Glomerellaceae
Product: C6 zinc finger protein
Exons: 3
Coding region: 1-648 (215 amino acids)
Source: RefSeq, a predicted model, not a curated record